CGAUCCCUUCAUAUUCUCCUUACAACCCUCUAUCCUAUCUCUCCUUCAAUCAUUUCACUUGCCUCUCUGUCACCGCUCAGAUCAUUGAAGCUUGUUGUAUCAAAGCUUCAGAAUUCAGAAUGACCGUUCAAGACGCUCUUUCCACCGCUGCCACAAAGCUUCACAUCACCGAUCGGCAAGCUCCCCCUGCCGGCCUCAAGCUUCCUACCAAUGGUCAUGCCAAUGGUAAUGGACAUGUAUAUGGUCUGAAGGGAAACGGUAACGGUUCAAAUGGUAAUGGCUAUCACUCCAUCCCACAAGGUCUGCGAACCCCCAAGACUCCACAGGACGAAGCUGUCGCUUUCUUCUCUUCUACCGAAGCAGGUGGAGAGCCUGUCCAGGUGUGGGAGCUCGGACUUGAAGAUGAUGGUGGCCCAGGAGAGAACAAGUCGUAUAUUCGCUUGCCAGCACCCGUUCGACCAUACGUCCUGAGAUUGAGUCUGCAACCAGGAACAGCUUGCACCAGGAAUGGUGUAUUGAAGAGCGACUUUCCCAUCGAUGGCGGAGUUUUUGAUCGAAAGUCGUGGAGUGAGCGUAAGCUCCCAAGCGAUGUUAGCAAACCCAUCCAAGUCGAUUUACCUAUUUCCGCCCCAGGUGCAUUUUGCUACUAUAUCGAGCAUGAUGGUCCCACUCCUUCUUCCCCCCGCGUCCAAGGUCGUAAAGGUUACUUCAACGUCGACCCCAUCAUCACACUUCCAGCUCGUACCCCAUUCUUCCCCACCGACUCCUUGUCCCCCACCAGUCCCCUCAAUGACAAAACGUCCGGUACGAUACUUGAAAAAUCCACGACACUGACGAUUGAUGGACUGGUCAUCUUGUCUGUCUUGGCGAAAUGGAUGGGCCCGACUACCGAUUGGGAAAGACAUUUUGCCGAGGCUAGCCGAAGGGGAUACAACAUGCUUCACUGGGCACCAUUGCAGCAACGCGGUAGCUCCGGCAGUCCCUACAGUAUUCUAGAUCAGCUUCGCUUCGACGAUGUCAUUCGUGUAGACAAAAAGGCUCAGGACGGAGGAAUGAGGGAGAUUGAUGCUGCUUUGAAACUCGCCAAAGCGAAGUUUGGCCUUGGAGGUAUCACAGACGUUGUUCUGAAUCACACGGCGUUUGAUUCUCCGUGGCUGGAGCAGCACCCCGAAGCUGGCUACUCUCCCUACAACACCCCACAUCUCACUCCGGCAGUCGAGCUGGAGGAUGCCCUUCUCGAGCUCACCCAGAAAUUGCCCACCCUGGGCCUACCCACCACUCUUCGGUCCUCUGCCGAUCUUGACAUUCUCAUACCACACAUCCGUAGUGCGAUCAAUGACGUCCGUCUCUGGGAGUUUUAUGUCUUUGACGUUCAAGCUUCUGUCAGAGCAGUCGCUUCGGCGUUGGACUCGGGUGACAUCAAAUCGUGGAGUGGCCCCGAUGUCCACAACAAGUCUCUGGAUCAGCUUGCGGAAGUGGUCCGCUCAACUCCGGGUACAAUUGACAACUAUCGAGCAUUCUGCGCCAGAUUCUGCACGAGAAUACAAUCCGGUAUCGCCGCCGGUCUAGUUCGAGCCGCAUGGCCCCAGGACGAUUCCACGACGGCCGCGGCUAAGUGGGGUAAGGUACUGGACAUCCUUAAUGUCGACCUCUACGGGGAGUGCAAUGACGACGUGCAAGCAGCAACAGAUGGUAUCAUCGGACGCCUACGUUUCACCCGCUUGGAUGAUCAUGGUCCUAAGAUGGGUGGCUUCACCAAAAAAACACCCCUCGUCGAGCCAUAUUUCACCCGGUUACCUCGCAAUGCCAAUACUUCCAAACACCAUCCCUCAGCGCUCGCUCUGGCUAACAACGGCUGGAUGUGGGCAGCCGAUCCUCUCAAAAACUUCGCCGAAUACCCUUCCAAAGCUUACCUCAGGCGGGAGGUCAUUGUCUGGGGCGACUGUGUCAAGCUUCGCUAUGGCCGUAGCCGUGAUGACAACCCUUGGCUAUGGGAUCACAUGACCGCCUAUGCAGAGCUUCUGGCAGGCAUGUUUGACGGAUUCAGACUGGACAAUUGCCACUCCACCCCACUGCAUCUCGGCGUGGCCAUCAUCGAUGCUGGGAGAAGGGUGAAUCCCAACUUGUACAUCAUGGCGGAAUUGUUCACGGGAAGCCAGGAGAUGGAUCUGAAGUUUGUGCGGGAACUUGGCAUCAAUAGUCUGGUCAGGGAAGCAUACAACGGCCAUGAUGUGAAAGACUUUGCGGCGCUUCUAUAUCGUUAUGGAGUCGGCCAACCCAUCGGAUCAAUGGAUCAAGCGUGUCUUUCCAGCAACGAAGAGCUGGCUCCUCCUUUUGCUAAAGGCGCCGCUCGGCCAUGUGUGAUCAUGCCGCUCCACGGAUCAGUACCUCACGCUGUGUUCUACGAUGUUACACACGAUAACGAGUCCCCCCGCGACAAACGGACGGCUGAAGAUGCGCUUUCCACCGGAGCUCUAGUGACCUUCACCAAAGCCGCCCUGGGCAGUAACAAAGGUUUUGACGACCUAUAUCCUAAACUCUUAGACCUGGUCACUGAUAACCGAAAAUACGAAGUCUCCACUGCGGAGAAGGAAGCAGGGAUUGGAAAGGUCAAACGAGUGUUGAAUCACCUACACACAGAAAUGAUGGUUGGAGGCUAUACCGAGGGUCAUGUGCAUGAGGAGGGCCAGUAUAUAGUCAUGCACAGAGUACACCCGAUCACCCACAAAGGCUACAUGCUGGUAGCUCACACCGCUUUUAGAGGAUUCUCUGGAAGAGGGUGGAUCAAACCGAUCAAGCUGUCCCGCUCGAAAGUGAGCUUUAUCUGUGGUGCUUCCGUUAAAACCCACUACAACGAAUGGCAAGAUGACUCGAAAACGCACCGCGGGAUCCCCUCCACACUUGAAGAGAUCAAGGACGUCCAAAUACGAACUGGCAGGGAUGCGGACGGAGAUUACUCUGAGCUCAUUGUCCCUGACGUAUUCGAACCAGGGUCAAUUAUACUGUUCUCAACAGACGUGGACGAAAUGUCAACUGACCUAGAUAACAUCUGCAAUUCUGGGGCAGAUGAAGCUUUCGGAGAGCUGGAUCUUGUGGAUCUCAACACUGUUCUCCAUCGCGCCGAUGGGGAAGAGAGAGACGCAACAGGUGGAGAUGGCACAUACACCAUUCCCAAUUUCGGCUCCUUAGUCUAUUGCGGCCUGGAAGGAUGGAUGCAUCCCCUUCGACAAAUCACGGAGACGAACGAUCUUGGUCAUCCACUUUGUGAACAUCUGAGGCAAGGUACAUGGGCUUUCGACUAUAUCUUGAACCGCCUUGACAAACAAACAUCUGAUCUCCCACACUUGGUAAAACCCGCGGCUUGGCUCAAGAAGCGGUUCGACUUGAUCAAAGCCACAUGUCCAUCUUUCAUGCGCCCAAGGUACUUCGCGUUGGUCAUCUACCAAGCUUACAAGGCUGCACGACGUGCGGUCAUGGAGCAAAGCUCUGACUUUGUGUCUUCAGGACAUUCUCUCGUUCACGAUCUUGCCCUGUGCAGUGUUCAGAUGUACGGAUUGGUGAAAAGCGCAAGUAUCAGUCCUAGCAAGCCUGUGGCGUCUCUAGCUGCUGGAUUGCCCCAUUUCGCUUCUGGAUGGGCUAGAUGUUGGGGACGGGAUGUGUUCAUCUCUCUCCGUGGUUUGUUCUUGACCACCGGUAAUUUCUCCGCGGCAAGAGACCAUAUACUCGCUUUUGGCUCCACCCUCAAGCACGGUUUGAUCCCUAAUCUUCUGGACUCAACUCGAACUCCCAGAUACAACUGCCGAGAUGGCCCUUGGUGGUUCAUCCAAAAUAUCCAAGAUUAUACCAAGAUGUGUCCCAAUGGACUUUCUAUACUACAAGACAAAGUCAAGCGCCGGUUCCCCGCAGAUGACAGUUGGGUACCAUGGGAUCAUCCUCAGGCGUUCUCAUGGGAGAGUAGCGUAGCGGAAUUGGUGCAGGAAAUUGUCCAGAGGCAUGCUACUGGCAUCGAAUUUAGAGAGUACAACGCUGGUCCUAAUUUGGACAUGGACAUGCGAAAUGAAGGCUUUGAUCAGAAGAUUUGGGUCGAUUGGGAGACUGGGUUCAUCUUCGGCGGGAACAAAUUCAAUUGCGGGACCUGGAUGGACAAGAUGGGAUCCUCAGAAAAAGCAGGAAACAAAGGUUUACCUGCCACCCCUCGGGAUGGUUCACCAGUGGAGAUUACGGGACUGCUCAAAAGCACCCUGACAUGGCUGGAUAAGUUGUCACGGAAAGGAGAAUUCCCUUUCAAGGGUGUUACUGCCUCAGUGAGAGGAGAGCAGCGGUUAGUGACAUAUAAAGAAUGGGCCGACCUCAUCCAAACAUCCUUUGAAAGGUGUUACUAUGUUCCCUCUGACCCGGCCGAAGAUGCCAGUUUUGACAUCAAUCCGGGGAUGAUAAACCGUCGUGGGAUAUACAAAGAUGUGUAUGGGACUCCGAAGGAUCGCGAGUGGUCAGACUACCAACUCCGCCCCAACUUCACCCUCCCCAUGAUUGUCGCUCCCGAGCUAUUCACACCUUCUCGCGCUAUCACAGCUCUUCAAGUUGCCGACGCCGUCCUCAGAGGCCCGCUGGGUAUGAAGACGCUCGACCCUAGUGAUUCGCAAUACCGGCCGGACUAUGACAAUUCUAAUGAUUCCACCGAUCAGUCGAUUGCGAAAGGAUGGAAUUACCAUCAAGGACCAGAAUGGUUAUUCCCCACUGGAUGGUUCUUGCUCGCCUACUUGAAGUUUGAUAGAGUUGCUGGAGAUGGACAGAAGGACCCAUCGAGGACUUAUCACUUCAUCUCCAAUAUUCUUCUCAAGCACGCGGCUCAUAUCAAGUCUGACCCCUGGCGGGGUUUGCCCGAGCUGACCAAUUCGAAUGGUGCUUAUUGUCACGAUUCGUGCCGGACUCAAGCUUGGAGCGCCAGUACGAUCCUUGAUGUUCUCGAGGAGAUGCACAAGUCUUUGGCCAAGUGAAGGGAUUGAUGAAGAGACAUGUCAUGUAUGUUUUAUGUGGUAAUUGGCAAGUGAUGAUGAACACACGGCUCGGGAUGCAUGAUGAUGUCAAAGUUUUGAUCACUUAAGUGUGAUGAUAUCAUCAUAGCUGCCAUAAUUUGAAUUCCUGCUACAUAGUGCAUGAUCAAGAAGUAGAUGAAUGCUAUAUAUC
Molecule: messenger RNA, 5187 nt
Organism: Tremella mesenterica DSM 1558
Lineage: Eukaryota; Fungi; Basidiomycota; Tremellomycetes; Tremellales; Tremellaceae
Exons: 21
Coding region: 120-4997 (1625 amino acids)
Biological process (GO): glycogen catabolic process
Molecular function (GO): amylo-alpha-1,6-glucosidase activity; 4-alpha-glucanotransferase activity
Source: RefSeq, a predicted model, not a curated record